AUGGCGCUCCACAGUGAACCCCGCGUACGGCUCGGCUACGGCUUGGCGGCGCCCUUGGACGUCAUGCAGCAGCACCACCAUCACCAUCACUUCAUGAGCGAGCCGUCCCCCCAACCGGCCGCUCCGCCGCCGCAGCAGCAGCCACAACCGCCCGCCGCAGCCACCACCCCCGAACCGCACAUCAAGCGGCCCAUGAACGCCUUCAUGGUGUGGUCGCGCAUCCAACGCCGAAAGAUCGCGCUGGACAACCCCAAGAUGCACAACAGCGAGAUCUCCAAGCGGCUGGGCGCCGAGUGGAAGCUGCUGAGCGAGUCUGAGAAGCGCCCGUUCAUCGACGAGGCCAAGCGGCUGCGCGCCAUGCACAUGAAGGAGCACCCGGACUACAAGUACCGGCCGCGCCGCAAGCCCAAACCGCCCGUGCCCGGGGUGGGCAAGCUGCCAGCCGCCGGGGGCGCGUUCGCCAGCUUCGCCCUGCCGCCGUACUUCGCCAACCCGGCCGCCGUGGCGCCGUCCCACCACCACCACCCGCUGGACACGCUGUCGGCCUACCCGCACCUCUCGCCGUACUUCGGGUCGGCGUUCGACGCCGUGCACUUCUCCAAGCUGGUGGGCGGCCAGCCACCGCAGAUGCAGCCGCAGCAGUCGCCCUCGGACGGGAAGAGCUCGCCGGGCUCGGCCGCCGCCGCCGCGGCCGCCGUCGUCUCGUCCUUCUACUCGUCGCUGUACGGGCAGAAGACGUCCCCGACGUACAGCACGGCGGCGUCGGCCCAGGCCGGCCAGAUGCAGCCGCCGCACCACCUGGCCGGGGCGCUGUACGCGCCCGCGCCGCCGCUGCUCUACCAGGGCCGCCUCAGCCCCAGUUCGAGCCCCGUCGGCAGCGACUCGCCCCACGGCGCCAGCGCCGGCCUCGACAUGGAGCAGCUGCGGAGGCCCGUCUCCGUUAUCUACUAA
This is a messenger RNA of Gryllus bimaculatus (two-spotted cricket), 951 nucleotides long. NCBI's taxonomy places the organism in Eukaryota, Metazoa, Arthropoda, Insecta, Orthoptera, Gryllidae. The record is from the annotation of a GenBank genome assembly.